GUGGUUAAUGAUUGUCAUGGCUUGUGCAUUUAAAAAAACAGCCUUCCAGUGCUUUGUUUUUGGCGUGACAAGAGCGAAUCCAAGCACAGCAGCCAUGAACAAGUCAAUUCUAUUUGCAGGUCUCUGUGUUUCCCUCUGCAGUUUGGUCUCAUCCUCCAGACUGGUGUGUUAUUUCACUAACUGGUCCCAAUACCGACCUGGCAGUGGGAUGUUCAAGCCUGUAAAUAUUGAUCCAAACCUGUGUACCCACCUGAUCUAUGCCUUUGCUGGUAUAAACGAAGCGAAUCAGUUGGUCACUAUAGAAUGGAAUGACGAUGAACUCUAUAAAUCUUUUAAUGGACUCAAACAGAGGAAUCCAAAUCUGAAAACACUGCUGGCAGUCGGAGGCUGGAACUUUGGAACACAAAAAUUCACAACAAUGGUGUCAACACAAGCCAACAGAAAUACAUUCAUCCAAUCUUCUAUUCAGUUUCUGAGAAAAAAUGGUUUUGAUGGACUUGAUUUGGACUGGGAGUACCCCGCUGCAAGAGGAAGUCCUCUGGAGGACAAACAGAGAUUCACACUGUUAUGCAAGGAACUCCUAGAGGCCUAUCAGGCUGAGGGGACAGCAACUGCUCGGUCCAGAUUAAUGGUCUCUGCAGCUGUGUCUGCUGGAAAAGGAACCAUUGAUGCUGGUUAUGAGAUUGCAGAGAUGGCAAAGUACCUGGACUUUAUCAAUGUGAUGACGUAUGACUUUCAUGGCACCUGGGAGAGUGUGACAGGACAUAACAGCCCCUUAUACAAGGGAUCCCAAGACACCGGGGACCAUGUUUACUUAAAUACCGACUAUGCCAUGAAAUAUUGGCGGGACAAGGGAACACCUGUAGGAAAACUGAAUAUGGGUUUUGCUACAUACGGGAGAACAUUUAAACUGUCGACUCAGGCCAGUCAGGUUGGAGCAUCAGCCAGUGGCCCCGCUUCUGCUGGGGCUUUUACAAGGGAGGCCGGCUUCUGGUCCUAUUACGAGAUUUGCACUUUUCUUAACGGGGCCACUGUUCAGCUGAUUGAAGACCAGAAAGUCCCAUAUGCAGUGAAACAAAAUGAGUGGGUUGGAUAUGACAACAAGGACAGUUUUGGGACUAAGGUGCAAUACCUAAAGAACAACAGCUUUGGAGGAGCUUUCGUCUGGGCUCUGGAUCUGGAUGACUUUAAUGGACAGUUCUGUGGACAGGGAAACUACCCCCUCAUCAGCUAUCUUCGCUCUCUUGUAGCCCCAGAUCUUCCUCCUCUUCCCACAGGAACAAUUCCAAAUCAAGUGACUCCGUCUCCAACCAAAGAUCAACCUCGCACCACACCUCGACCCAGACCAACAACCACUAAUUCAGGCCAAAUCCCAGACAACUUCUGUGCUAAGAAGGCUGGUGGGAUUUAUGCCAAACCUGAUGCCCCUGGUUCUUUUUACAGUUGUGCCAAUGGCAUUACCUGGAUACAAAACUGCCCUGCUAAUUUAGUCUUUCGAGAUAGCUGCAAAUGCUGUAAUUGGCCCUAAAAGCUUGUGCAUCAUUUUAAGCCCUGAAAUCUGUAAUUCAGACUCAGAAUCAGAAUCAGAAUCACUUUUAUUGUCACUGUACCUGGGUACAAUGAGAUUAAUAAACACCACCAAGUCAGUGCGAGAGACAAUGUCUCAGAAAUAAUAAUAAUAAUAUAUAAAUAACAUACAAACAGACAUAAGGUGCACACAACGGUGUGAAGAAAAAAAAAUAUUGUUCAUUUACAAUUGCAUGCAUUCGUGUUGUAUUAAUUUCACAUGGGGGAUGUGGUACUGGGGUUUUCUGGGAGUAAAAAUGUUUAAGUGAAAUUGAUUAUCUUAAUUAAUUUCCUACCUAUUUCCUCCUUAAACAGGUAAUUAUACCAUAUACACUGCAUUAAAAACAUAAAUAAAUAA
This is a messenger RNA of Centropristis striata (black sea bass), 1924 nucleotides long. RefSeq names its product acidic mammalian chitinase-like. Gene Ontology annotation, biological process: carbohydrate metabolic process; chitin catabolic process. The record is from RefSeq and is a predicted model, not a curated record. Gene Ontology annotation, molecular function: chitinase activity; chitin binding. Lineage: Eukaryota; Metazoa; Chordata; Actinopteri; Perciformes; Serranidae. The transcript has 11 exons. Gene Ontology annotation, cellular component: extracellular region. The coding region runs from base 8 to 1528 and encodes 506 amino acids.